AUGAGAGAAGUUAUUAGCAUUCACGUUGGUCAGGCUGGUAUUCAAAUUGGAAACGCUUGUUGGGAGCUGUUCUGCUUGGAGCAUGGAAUUCAGCCGGAUGGCCAGAUGCCCAGCGACCAGGUCGUGGCCGGGGGAGACGACGCCUUCAACACCUUCUUCUCGGAGACGGGCGCGGGCAAGCACGUGCCUCGCUGCGUGUUCGUGGACUUGGAACCCACGGUGGUGGACGAAGUGCGAACGGGGACCUACCGCCAGCUGUUUCACCCAGAGCAGCUAAUCUCCGGCAAGGAAGACGCAGCAAACAACUUCGCCAGGGGGCACUACACAAUUGGGAAGGAAAUCGUAGACGUCUGUUUAGAUCGAGUGAGAAAGUUGGCGGACAAUUGCACAGGGCUUCAAGGCUUUCUCAUGUUCAAUGCCGUGGGUGGAGGAACAGGAAGUGGUCUGGGAUGUCUUUUGUUAGAAAGGCUAGCCAUAGAUUACGGGAAGAAAUCGAAGUUGAAUUUUUGCUCCUGGCCUUCCCCUCAAGUCUCCACAGCUGUGGUGGAACCAUAUAACUCGGUUCUGUCUACCCACUCUCUUCUAGAACACACAGAUGUAGCGAUUAUGUUAGAUAAUGAAGCUAUCUACGACAUAUGUAAAAAGAAUUUAGAUAUUGAAAGGCCGACCUAUACAAACCUAAACAGAUUAAUAGCUCAGGUCAUUUCCUCGUUGACGGCUUCUCUCCGUUUUGAUGGUGCCUUAAAUGUAGACGUUACUGAAUUUCAAACGAACUUAGUGCCCUACCCACGUAUCCAUUUCAUGCUGUCGUCUUACGCCCCCAUCAUUAGCGCUGAGAAGGCAUAUCACGAGCAGCUGUCCGUUUCGGAAAUUACAAACUCUGCAUUUGAGCCUGCUUCUAUGAUGGCCAAGUGUGACCCUCGUCAUGGCAAAUACAUGGCUUGCUGCCUAAUGUACAGGGGUGAUGUCGUGCCGAAGGAUGUCAAUGCUGCUGUUGCGACUAUUAAGACUAAGAGGUCCAUUCAGUUUGUUGACUGGUGCCCAACUGGAUUCAAAUGUGGUAUUAACUACCAACCACCGACGGUUGUCCCUGGGGGAGAUUUGGCCAAAGUGAUGAGAGCCGUCUGCAUGAUAAGUAACUCCACUGCAAUUGCUGAAGUGUUUUCUCGAAUGGACCAGAAAUUUGACCUCAUGUAUGCUAAGAGGGCGUUCGUACACUGGUACGUUGGAGAAGGUAUGGAGGAGGGGGAGUUCAGUGAAGCCAGGGAGGACUUGGCCGCUUUGGAAAAGGACUACGAAGAGGUCGGCAUCGAGACCAACGAGGGAGAAGGCGAAGACGAGGGCUACGAAUGA
This is a messenger RNA of Plasmodium vivax (malaria parasite P. vivax), 1353 nucleotides long. RefSeq names its product tubulin alpha chain, putative. The record is from RefSeq and is a predicted model, not a curated record. The transcript has 3 exons. Gene Ontology annotation, cellular component: microtubule; cytoplasm. Bases 1 to 1353 code for a protein of 450 amino acids. Gene Ontology annotation, biological process: microtubule cytoskeleton organization; mitotic cell cycle. Gene Ontology annotation, molecular function: GTP binding; structural constituent of cytoskeleton. Lineage: Eukaryota; Apicomplexa; Aconoidasida; Haemosporida; Plasmodiidae.